AUGAUGGGCAGGUCUGUGGUCAGCAGCGUGCGCAGGCUGAGCACCAUUUCAGAGCAGGAACCAGAGAAGCUGGAUACUGAUCGUACUUCCCAAGAUCCCAUGGGUGGCAGUGAAUGGGGUGGAUCCAGUUUCUCGCUUUGCUCGGACAACAAGUAUAAGAACAGCAGCAGUUGUUUCACCUCUAGUGAUUCCUAUCAGCCUGACGCUUCAGAUGACUGCGCAGCUGUGCUGCUUGCCUGUCUCUAUUGUCGUUUCCAUGAUUUUGUAGUCAUGUUGCCAAACACAUGUGAAAGGGCACUGAGCCGAUGUUUUCCCUCAUACAAAUACAUCAAGGCAUCCAGUGAGAGGGACCAGCGGGGAAGGGACUGUUGCAGCUGCAACCUGGAACUAGACUGCGGCAUCUGCAGCUCCUGCCGGGACGCAUCAGAGCUCCUGGAGUUGGCCAUGGAGGUAUCAGAGAUCUGCUAUCGCUGA
Molecule: messenger RNA, 474 nt
Organism: Myripristis murdjan (pinecone soldierfish)
Lineage: Eukaryota; Metazoa; Chordata; Actinopteri; Holocentriformes; Holocentridae
Product: myoD family inhibitor domain-containing protein 2-like
Exons: 2
Coding region: 1-474 (157 amino acids)
Source: RefSeq, a predicted model, not a curated record